AUGGGUCGAAAGAAGAAGCCAACGAACGAGGAGAUAGAGCCCGAGCCUUUUUUUGUGGAGGAGCCUCCGAAAGACUUGAAGAAGAAGGAGAAAGUCGAGCGGGAGACAUCUUCAGAGCCCGAGCUUGAGCCCAAGCGCCAUGACCUCGAUCCGGACAUCCAGCAGCUUGCCUAUACCUUCAAGAUCGAUGCCGGCUUGACCCAGAAGCUGAACGACAUCAUGAUCGAAAAGAGGAUGAAUACCUGGGAGCAGGAUCUGGCGAGGCUCUACGAGAUCCUCAAGGAUGCGCACACGCCAGCAGCAAUGCUCAAUCUCAAGGUGAAGGACAUGCAGAAAGGGACUUUCGUGGGCAAGGCCAAGUGCGGGCCCAGGGUGCGAGAGCUGGCGCGCAAGCACAAGCUGGACAAGGGUGCCGCAACCAAGCUCGAAGAGGCGAUGUCGAUGAGAGAAGCCAUGGGAAAGGACGUCGAGAAGGACAUUUUCCUCUUGGAUGAGCACUUGACCGCCUCGAACAAGCCAUCCGCUCUGAUCAGCAUGAAGUUGGAGAGCCUCCGGAAGGGCUACAACAUUGGUCACUGCAUCUACAGCCGCGAGCCAGUGCAGGGCAAUACUGGUCCAGGUGUGGAUGGUGUGGUGGAUAAGAAGCGGCAUGUCCGCGUCCUGGGCUACACGGACGCCGACCUCAACAGCCGAUUUGCCUCAAACGAUGGUGGGAAGGAGGCGCGGGAUGGUACUGUCGCUGAGCUCCGUUUCUGUUAUGACGAGUAUUUAUCUAUCAUGGUGACGAUCUCGUUGCCGAGUGUGUCGAAGAUGAUGAUUUUCUCGAAGAUGGCCAGGAUGAUCUUGCUGGUUUGGGGUGAUGGCGAAUGCUCGAAUGCUCGAGUGGUGGUGGUUUGCACUUUGGUUGUUUGUGUGCCAUUUGCUGCUAGCUGCUAA
This is a messenger RNA of Symbiodinium sp. CCMP2592, 936 nucleotides long. The record is from the annotation of a GenBank genome assembly. NCBI's taxonomy places the organism in Eukaryota, Dinophyceae, Suessiales, Symbiodiniaceae.